GCGUCAUCCAACGCUUGUUGAUCGCGAUUGAUGCUGCCAUGCCAGUUCGCAUCAGCUUGCUUGCCGCCGUGGACACGUUGAAAGCGGCGUGGAUGGAACUCACCGCGGAGUGCAUAGAAAAUUGCUUCCGCAAGGCGGGUUUUAUGGGCCCAGGCACCGAGGACGCCAUAGAUCACCCACCGGAAGGCCGGUCGUACCAGGACUUGUGGCAACGCGUCGUUGACACGCAGCUGGCCGGACCUGACGUUGCCUGGGACGAUUUCGUUUCUGCUCAUGACGACGCCGACAUUGCGGAGCCAUGCACUGACGAAGCUAUUGUGCGUGAAAUGCGAGCCCUUCCUGACUGCCCAGAGAUCGACGAGGACGGUGACGAGGAUGCUGCUCUACCACCGCUUGCUGUGAACGCUUCAAGCGCGAUCGGUUACAUCGCGUCGCUUAAGGAACUCGUGUGCUGCAGAGGCCUUGGCGAUGAACAUAUCACCGCGCUGGAAAAAUUAGAAAUGGCAGUGAUGCGAUCAGCUUUGAAGAAGCAGACGUGCAUCACGGGCUUUUUUCAAAAAUAA
Messenger RNA from Dermacentor albipictus, 563 nucleotides. RefSeq lists its product as uncharacterized. The record is from RefSeq and is a predicted model, not a curated record. Lineage: Eukaryota; Metazoa; Arthropoda; Arachnida; Ixodida; Ixodidae.